Messenger RNA from Candida dubliniensis CD36, 1080 nucleotides. RefSeq names its product homoserine dehydrogenase (gene HOM6). Lineage: Eukaryota; Fungi; Ascomycota; Pichiomycetes; Serinales; Debaryomycetaceae. Gene Ontology annotation, molecular function: homoserine dehydrogenase activity; aspartate kinase activity; NADP binding. Gene Ontology annotation, biological process: L-homoserine biosynthetic process; aspartate family amino acid biosynthetic process. The record is from RefSeq and is a predicted model, not a curated record. The transcript has a single exon. The coding region runs from base 1 to 1080 and encodes 359 amino acids.
AUGUCCAAGUCAGUUAAUGUUGCAAUUAUUGGAUCCGGUGUUGUUGGUUCAUCAUAUCUCAAUCAAUUGAAAAACUUGAAAAGCAACAUCGCUUUCAAUGUAAUUUAUUUGGCUAAAACUUCGGAAGAAGCUUUAUACAGCAAAGACUACAAACCAGUCGAUUUGGCAACUUAUGAAACAGCUCCAACCCAGCCUACAUUAAGUUUAGAUGACUUAGUUCAAUUCAUAAAAGGUUCAAAGAAACCAAGUGUGUUGGUCGAUAAUACUUCUAGUCCAGAAAUUGCUAACUACUACCCUACUUUCAUUAAGGAAGGUAUUUCAAUUGCUACUCCAAAUAAAAAGGCUUUUUCAUCUGACUUAAAAGCAUGGAAAGAAAUUUUACAAACAACCGAAUUGCCAGGUGCUGGUUUAGUUUACCAUGAAUGUACUGUUGGUGCUGCAUUGCCAAUUAUCUCUCCAUUGAAAGAUUUGAUUGCUACUGGUGAUAAAGUUGAUAAAAUUGAAGGUAUUUUUUCAGGUACUUUGUCAUAUAUUUUCAAUGAAUUUUCCAAAACCGAAAAAUCAGAUGUUAAAUUCUCUGACGUUGUUAAAAAGGCCAAAGAGUUGGGUUACACUGAACCUGAUCCAAGAGACGAUUUGAAUGGUUUGGAUGUCGCUAGAAAAGUCACUAUUUUGGCUAGAAUUUCUGGUUUGGAAGUCGAAAGCCCAACUUCUUUCCCAGUUGAAUCUUUGAUUCCAAAAGAGUUAGAAGGUGUCGAGAGUGUUGCUGAAUUCUUGGAAAAAUUGCCAAAUUACGAUGCUGAUAUUCAAAAAGUUAAAGAUGAAGCCUUUGCUGAAAACAAAGUUUUAAGAUUUGUUGGUAAAGUUGAUAUUAACACCAACAAAGUAUCAGUUGAAAUAGGUAAAUAUGGGUUUGACCAUCCAUUCGCCUCAUUGAAAGGUAGUGAUAAUGUUGUUUCUAUCAAAACCGGAAGAUAUCCAAAUCCUUUGAUUGUUCAAGGUGCUGGUGCUGGUGCUGAAAUCACUGCUCAUGGUGUUUUGGCAGACACUAUCAAAAUUGCUGAAAGAAUUGCCAAUUGA